UCCGCUGCGAGGCGCACACACGUGUUGUUUUCAUGGACAGGGUUCCGGUGCAGUAAGUCCUGACAACGUGUGAUAUUUCUGUGUCCAGUAUCAAACCCCAGCAACAAAUAUGGGGAAGAAACUGAAAGUCGGAAAGACCCGAAAAGAUAAAUUCUACCACCUGGCUAAAGAAACAGGAUAUCGCUCUCGUUCCUCCUUCAAACUCAUCCAGCUCAACCGUAAAUUCCAGUUUCUGCAGAAAGCCAGGGCUGUGGUCGACCUGUGUGCCGCCCCGGGUGGAUGGUUGCAGGUGGCGACAAAGUUUAUGCCCGUGUCAAGUCUCAUUAUUGGUGUUGACCUGGUACCCAUCAAGCCCAUUCCCAAUGUGGUGACACUGCAAGAAGACAUCACCACUGAUAAAUGCAGACAGGCUUUACGAAAGGAGCUGCAGACUUGGAAGGUCGAUGUGGUGUUAAACGAUGGAGCCCCGAACGUGGGAGCCAACUGGCAACACGAUGCCUUUUCACAAGCUCACCUGACACUCAUGGCUCUGAAAUUAGCCUGUGAUUUUCUGAACAAAGGAGGCACUUUCGUCACAAAGGUCUUCCGCUCAAAAGACUACCAGCCAUUGCUUUGGAUUUUCCAACAUUUCUUCAAGAAGGUGCAAGCCACGAAGCCGCAGGCAUCUAGGAACGAGUCCGCCGAGAUCUUUGUCAUCUGUCAGGGUUUUCUUGCCCCAGAUAAAAUCGACAGUAAGUUCUUUGACCCCAAGCAUGCAUUCAAAGAGGUGGACGAGCAGGCCAAAACUGUGAAGGAGCUGAUUCCUGUCAAGAACCCAAAGGCGGAGGGAUACACAGAUGGUGAUCUGACACUCUACCACAGUUUCACAGUGACGGCCUUUCUCAAAGCCGACAACCCUGUGGACUUCCUGAGCAAAGCCAGUGAGAUCACUUUUGACAACCCAGACCUGGAGUCUCAUUCAGCCACCAGCACAGAGAUAAAGGAGUGUAUUCGUGACAUCAAAGUCUUGGGCCGUAAAGAGCUUCGCCUGCUGCUGAGCUGGAGGUCCAAGCUGCGGAGAUUCCUGACCAAGAAACUUAGGCAGGCGGCCAAAAAGCUUGGCCAGGCCAUCAGUUCUGAUGAAGAUGAGAGUGAUCCAGAGGAGGAGCCCGACAAGAAGAAGGAGGAGGACAAGGGCGACGCUGAGGACGAUAACGAGGAGGAAGAAUUGGAGAAGAAACUGGCAGAACUGAAAGCUGAGGAGGUGGCUGACCUCAAACGGAAGAAGAGGAAGCUGCUGAAAGAGCGGAGGAAGCAGAGGGAGAGAGUGGAGCUGAAGAUGGACCUGCCAGGCGUCUCCAUCGCCGACACCAACGACACAUGCCUGUUCUCCCUCGCCACCAUCAAGAAGAAAAAGGUACUGUCUGAUAUAUCCAAGGGGGACAUGCAGGCAGCAGAAUCUCUAGCAGAUGGAGAAGAUGACAUUCACCUUUCUGAGGAUGAUGAGGACGACGACGAGGCAGACAAAAUGUCCCUGGCCUCUGAUUUAGACGACGACGACUUGGAUGAGGUGGAGCAGAGACAGGAAGAGCUGGAGAAGAAAGCACAAAAGAAGAAAGUAAAGUUUGCCAAGGAGGAGGAGGAGGAGGAAGGGCAAGAGAGCGGUUUGCUGGUGGAGCUGGAGGGAAAGGAUGAGAAGAAAGAACGAGAGACCAACCUGUGGUUCAGCAAGGACAUCUUCUCUGAGAUUGACCUGGAAGGAGACGCAGAGAACGAGCUCCAACAGACUGAGGUGCUCCAGAACAAACAGACAGGUAAAGGCAAAAAGAGGAAAGCUGAAGAGGAGGAAAAGGAGGAAGCUGCUCAGCCAGAGGAGGAAAAGGCAGGACCUUCCAAGGCAGCUGCAGAGGAGAGCGACAGCGACUCGGACGACAGCAGCGAUGAUGAGAAGGAGAUUACCAGGAUGAAGCAGGGCGGGGCGGCUGGUGGGAAGUCAGGAGGGGCCGAUGAUGAAGACUUCCAGGUUGUUCCUGUCGAAAGCACCAGUAAGAAAUCCAGGAUCCUGGAUGCUGAAGGCCUGGCCCUCGGCUGUCAGAUUGCGACAUCUAAGAAGAGAGCCAGGGACCUGAUGGACGGCUCCUUUCAUAGGUUCGCCAACUCCGAGGAGGUGUGGGAGGUACCUGAGUGGUUCCUAGACGAUGAGCGUAAACACCGGAAGAAACCAGUGCCCGUCACUAGAGAGAUGGUGGAGGAGUUUAAACAAAAAUGGAAGGAGAUUGAUGCCCGACCCAUCAAACGAGUUGCUGAAGCCAAGGCCAGGAAGAAGAGGAGGAUGCUGAAAAAGAUGGAGCAGGCCAAGAAGAAGGCGGAGGCAGUUGUCAACACGGUGGACAGUUCUGAGAGGGAGAAGAUGGCUCAGCUGAAGAGUAUCUACAAGAAAGCGGGCCUGGGGAAGGAGAAGAGAGAAGUCACGUACGUUGUGACCAAAAAGGGAGGCGGCAAGAACGUGCGACGGCCCCCCGGCGUCAAGGGAGUCUUCAAAGUGGUGGAUGGUCGCAUGAAGAAAGACAUGCGGGGAAUGCAGAGGAAAGACCAACGUGCUAAAGGGGGCAGAGGGGGCAAAGGGGGCAAGGGCAAAGGCAAAGGAAGACCGCCAAAGGGUGGCAGAAUGAAAGGUGGUAAAGGAAAAUAAAUUUGAGCCUGUGAUCUUCUUUCAGACCUGCUUUUUUCUAUGUAUUACAUGUUGCCUGGGCUCAUGUUGCAGGCGGGUCAGUUCAGGCUCCUGUUUCAUGUUCAGAGGCCAGAAUGACCUUUGGUCACUGACAGAAAUGCCUUCCUUUCAGCAACCUUUACUGAGGUUCCUUAUAACCCUGGACACUUCUGAUCUGAGGGUGUGGCAUUGCGGGUGAUUUUUGGUUUACUUCUUUCUAAAGAUAUAAAUCUUUUGCCUUCAGCUCCUCGAAUCACCAAGUGAGAGCUCAACAGUAAAUCACGUUUAGGACAACAGUAAAUGUGUUCAUUGAAUUAUGUAAAUAUUAAAGAAGCGAUCCUUGCAAUAAAUGUUUUGUUGAAAUGUU
Scophthalmus maximus (turbot) is the source of this 3056-nucleotide messenger RNA. It is a transcript of the gene ftsj3, whose product is annotated as FtsJ RNA 2'-O-methyltransferase 3. The coding region runs from base 110 to 2671 and encodes 853 amino acids. The transcript is spliced from 21 exons. Gene Ontology annotation, biological process: maturation of LSU-rRNA from tricistronic rRNA transcript (SSU-rRNA, 5.8S rRNA, LSU-rRNA); maturation of 5.8S rRNA from tricistronic rRNA transcript (SSU-rRNA, 5.8S rRNA, LSU-rRNA); rRNA methylation. Gene Ontology annotation, molecular function: rRNA (uridine-2'-O-ribose)-methyltransferase activity; rRNA (guanine) methyltransferase activity. The record is from RefSeq and is a predicted model, not a curated record. Gene Ontology annotation, cellular component: preribosome, large subunit precursor; nucleolus; nucleus. Lineage: Eukaryota; Metazoa; Chordata; Actinopteri; Pleuronectiformes; Scophthalmidae.